CAACCCUGCUCUCCUACGACCCCUCUGAGCCUUUUCGGCCAGAGCGUGGGGACUAGUCGCUACCUAGUCGGCUGUCUUAGGAUGGAGAAGUCGCGGCCCCCGGUGGAGGCUGAGAGGCGGCGGGCGGAAGUGUGGAUUCCCUUUGCUUUCCUCCUCCGCUUACGACGCAGCGCUGCUACUUCUACCGGAAGCACUGAGUCACUCCGCGCUAGUGCUUGGGGAUGUCCGCUGCAGUUCUUCCGGGAGACGGACGUAGUCGCGCUGUCCCACCGCAUUGUAUUCUUCGCCACUCCUGAGUUCGGAGAGGGGAAGGAGGCCCUUUUUGCCCUCUCUCACCGUAGCCCCAGUUAUGCCUUCUCAGGACUCUGACCUUCUCCAGAAGGAAUGGGAGAAAAUGACCAAAUUUCAGGAGGCAGUGACCUUCAAGGACGUGGCCGUGACCUUCACCGAGGAGGAGCUGGGGCUGCUGGACUCCACCCAGAGGAAGCUGUACCGGGACGUAAUGCUGGAGAACUUCCGGAACCUGCUCUCAGUAGGCAGCAAGAAUCCAAAUGAAAUGGAGACUCUUCGAAAAGUUGCAUUAAAAUACCUUUCACAUGAAGAGCUGUCCUGCUGGCAAAUCUGGAAACAGGUUGCGGGUGACCUAACCCGGCGACUUCAGAGGAAGAGUUCCCAGUUACCGCAAGGUGGCUCCCUCCAUGUUUUUGAAAAUGAGCCCCACAUAAUGAAUCAUAAAGGCGAUAACUCCAGUUACCUUGAAGAUCAAGAGUUUUUGAUUUUGAGAACCCAGGAUUCUCAUGGGAAAACAUAUCUGAGUGAGUCACAGAGUCAGAGUGGAGGGAAACAUAACCUCCGUACAUGUGCAGCCUCUGUGAAGAAAUCACCACUCAAUGAUGGUGUUAGAACUGACACAGAACAGAAACCCGCCAAAGGAGAGAAACUGCAUCCAUGUGGUGACUGUGGGAAGGGCUUCAGCUACAGCCCUGUGCUUCCAGUGCCUCAGAGGGUUUACACAGGAGAGGAAGGCUGCCCUCUGCAAGCUCGGCAGAAAGUUCCCCUGGGAGAGAAAGUCAAUACAUGUCCCGAAUCUGGUGAUUGUCUCAGGAACAACUCCUUUCAGUCUCAUCCCACGGGAGAGAAGUCCUUUCGGUGUGACAGUUGUGGCAAGGGGUUCAGCAGCAGCACGGGGCUCAUCAUCCACUACAGGACGCACACGGGAGAGAAGCCUUACAAAUGCGAGGAGUGUGGCAAAUGCUUUAGUCAGAGUUCAAAUUUUCAGUGCCACCAGAGAGUCCACACUGAAGAAAAACCCUACAGGUGCGAGGAGUGUGGGAAGGGCUUCGGGUGGAGCGUUAACCUCCGUGUUCAUCAGCGGGUCCACAGGGGAGAGAAACCCUACAGGUGUGAGGCAUGCGGGAAGGGCUUCACGCAGGCCGCGCAUUAUCACAUCCACCAGAGGGUCCACACGGGGGAGAAGCCCUACAAGUGCGAUGUCUGCGGCAAGGGCUUCAGUCACAAUUCCCCCUUGAUAUGCCACCGGAGAGUCCACACUGGCGAGAAGCCGUACAGGUGUGAGGCGUGUGGGAAAGGCUUCACCCGUAAUACGGACCUUCACAUCCAUUUCCGAGUCCACACCGGGGAGAAACCCUACAAGUGCAAAGAGUGUGGGAAGGGCUUCAGUCAGGCUUCAAAUCUGCAGGUCCACCAGAACGUCCACACUGGGGAGAAACGGUUCAAGUGUGAGACGUGUGGGAAGGGCUUCAGCCAGUCAUCCAAGCUUCAGACCCACCAGAGAGUCCACACUGGGGAGAAGCCCUACAGAUGUGAUGUGUGCGGUAAGGACUUCAGUUACAGUUCAAACCUUAAGCUGCACCAGGUCAUUCACACCGGAGAGAAGCCGUAUAAGUGUGAGGAGUGUGGGAAGGGCUUCAGUUGGAGGUCAAAUCUUCACGCGCAUCAGAGAGUCCACUCAGGCGAGAAACCCUACAAAUGUGAGGAGUGUGACAAGAGCUUCAGUCAGGCCAUAGACUUCCGUGUGCAUCAGAGAGUCCACACUGGGGAGAAGCCCUACACGUGUAGCAUCUGUGGGAAGGGCUUCAGUCAGUCCUCUGGUCUCCAGUCCCACCAGCGGGUCCACACUGGGGAGAAGCCGUAUAAAUGUGAUGUGUGCGGAAAGGGCUUCAGGUACAGUUCGCAGUUCAUAUACCACCAGCGAGGCCACACUGGCGAAAAGCCUUACAAAUGCGAGGAGUGUGGGAAAGGCUUCGGGAGGAGCUUGAAUCUUCGCCAUCACCAGAGGGUCCACACAGGAGAGAAACCCCAUAAGUGUGAGGAGUGUGGUAAGGCCUUCAGUCUCCCCUCAAACCUUCGCGUCCAUCUGAGUGUCCACACGAGGGAGAAACUGUUUAAAUGCGAGGAGUGCGGGAAGGGCUUCAGUCAGAGUUCACGGCUUCAGGCCCACCGGAGGGUCCACACGGGAGAAAAACCAUACAAGUGUGCCGUCUGUGGUAAGGACUUCACUCACCGUUCCCGGCUCACAUACCACCAGAAAGUCCACGCUGGCAAGAAUCUUUGAAAAGGAGAAGUGUGUUAAUGGCUUUAGUCAGGAGACACACCUUCAGGUUUUUGCAGCGACCACACAGGUGAUGAACCAUGAAGUAUCGAGAGUGGAGAGGGCUUCCUUCAGAUGGACUCUUUCUAACAAAUCCAUUAAAAUGAUGCCAUAGCCAUAGGGGAGGAAUCGGUUGUAACCCUCUUGGUAAGAUCCACUUGAUAUAAAGGAUCUUUCAAAGUGAAUAUAUGCCUAACACUAAUAUGUGAAAAGGAUAUUUGCCAUAGACUAUUGAGUUCUGGGGGGGAGGUCAAAGAGUUCGGGAUUAUUUUUCCUUCGGCUUCCAUUUUAUACUUAUUUACAGGGACCCAUUUUUACCAAAGCUGUCAAACUUAUGAAAAAUGAAAUGAAUAAAAUUACUGAUGAUUUCCUGUAGCCAAGAA
This is a messenger RNA of Sus scrofa (pig), 2994 nucleotides long. RefSeq names its product zinc finger protein 227 (gene ZNF227). Lineage: Eukaryota; Metazoa; Chordata; Mammalia; Artiodactyla; Suidae. Gene Ontology annotation, cellular component: nucleoplasm; nucleus. The record is from RefSeq and is a predicted model, not a curated record. Gene Ontology annotation, molecular function: RNA polymerase II cis-regulatory region sequence-specific DNA binding; DNA-binding transcription repressor activity, RNA polymerase II-specific. Gene Ontology annotation, biological process: regulation of cytokine production; negative regulation of transcription by RNA polymerase II; regulation of immune system process.